Monopterus albus (swamp eel) is the source of this 1455-nucleotide messenger RNA. It is a transcript of the gene nsfl1c, whose product is annotated as NSFL1 (p97) cofactor (p47). Gene Ontology annotation, biological process: Golgi organization; autophagosome assembly; nuclear membrane reassembly. NCBI's taxonomy places the organism in Eukaryota, Metazoa, Chordata, Actinopteri, Synbranchiformes, Synbranchidae. The record is from RefSeq and is a predicted model, not a curated record. The transcript is spliced from 11 exons. Gene Ontology annotation, molecular function: ubiquitin binding. Gene Ontology annotation, cellular component: nucleus; cytosol. The coding region runs from base 16 to 1326 and encodes 436 amino acids.
UCAGGGUUUCCUGAGAUGACGUGUACUGUUGUCAAUCUGUCUCUUACACUGACUGUUGUCUUUUGUCCUUUCUCUCAACUUAUAGGACUGGUGUGUGACACACUUCAGGUGGUGGCGGAUGAGUCGUGGAAGGAGCACAUGAAAAUGGCGAGCCAAGAGGAGUCUGUGAGGGAGUUCGUCGCUGUCACUGAUGUGGAUGAGGAGCGGGCCCGUUUUUUCUUGGAGUCCGCCGGCUGGAAUUUGCAGCUUGCACUCGCCAGUUUCUUUGAGGAUGGAGCUGAUGAUGACAUAGUGACACUUCCUCAGCCUGAGGGAGGCUCCUCAGUGUCCAGGUCUGCAGGGCCAAGCACUCAGCCGAGAGUGACCUCCUUCAGAGAUCUGAUGCAUGAGGCAGAGGAGGAAAGUGAUGAGGAGGAAGGCCAGAGGUUUUUUGCAGGGGGAUCAGAGCGCAGCGGGCAACAGAUUGUUGGGCCUCCCAAGAAGAAGAGCUCCCAUGAAGUGGUGGAGGACCUGUUCAAGGGGGCCAGAGAACAUGGAGCUGUUCCUCUAGACCGGAGUGGGAAAGGGCUAGGAGAACCAAGCAAAGCCAGGGCCUUUGUAGGUGGCGGUUAUAGACUAGGAGCAGCUCCCGAGGAGGAGUCCACCUAUGUGGCCGGAGAAAGGCAAGCUUCCAACAGCCAGCAGGAUCAAACUGCAGAAGGGGGGGAGAAAAGGACAACAAAACCCACUAGAACAAGCGACAUAAAGGUACAUGUGGUGCUUAAGCUGUGGAAGACGGGUUUCAGUCUGAAUAAUGGUGACCUCAGAAACUACAACGAUCCUGGAAAUGCCAACUUCCUUGAGGCUAUCAGAAGAGGGGAGAUUCCACUGGAGUUGCGGCAGCGGUCUCGAGGGGGCCAGGUCAACCUGGACAUGGAGGACCACAGAGAUGAGGACUUCUCCAAACUCAAGUUGGUCUUCAAGGCCUUUGAAGGUGAAGGACAGAAGUUGGGAAGUGCCACCCCAGAGUUGAUUUCAACUCCUGACACCUCCCAGCAGGACCAGGCUGCCAAUGAGGCCCAGGCCAGUGCCUCUGUGACCCUAGACCCCGCCCAGCCUGUUACCAACAUUCAGAUCCGACUGGCCGACGGUGGCAGGCUGGUCCAGAAGUUCAACCAUACCCACAGGGUGUCCGAUCUGCGUCAGUUUGUGGCGGCAGGCCCCGCCAUGGCCGCCAGAGAGUUUGUUCUCAUGACCACCUUCCCCAACAAGGAGCUGUCGGAUGAGAGCCAAACAUUGCAACAGGCCAACCUCCUCAACGCCGUCAUCGUUCAGCGGCUAAAGUGAAGGGGAGUAUGAGGUCAAGCUCCUCCCAGUGGUGUGGCUAGCUAACAGCCUGGCGAAACCUGCUGCUCCUCCUUAGGGAGGGGAAAAAAUGGACUUAUGUACGGACUUCUGAUUUUUGAUUAUCUACCU